AUGAAAGCAAUCGUUAUCGAAAAGUUUGGAGGGCCCGAGUCCCUCGUCAUCAAGGACAUGCCAACCCCGGAGCCCAAACAUGGAGAGGUGGUGAUUCGGAUCAAAGCAUUUGGCCUCAACCACGCUGAGAUGCACAUGCGCAAAGGAGAAUGGGCCGAAUGGGUACCUAUCAGCGGAAUCGAGUGUGUCGGCAUUGUCGAUGCAUGCCCGGGAGGCGAGUUUGAACAGGGCACGCCAGUUGCUAGUCUCAUGGGUGGUUUGGGGCGCACCAUCAGCGGCAGUUAUGCCCAAUUUACUCGAGCGAAAGUGUCAAAUGUCGUCCCACUCGGUCCAGCUUCAGCCAGUCUGCGAUGGGACCAGCUAGCGGCCCUCCCCGAAUCAUAUGCGACAGCGUGGACUUGUCUGUUCCGAAAUCUUGAGAUUCAAGCAGGCCAACGACUCCUGAUUCGAGGUGGAACGUCGGCUUUUGGAAGAGCGGCCAUCAAUCUGGCCGUACAAGCAGGGGUGCACGUGACUACUACGACGCGUAGUACGCACCGUGUUGCACAGCUCGAGCGCCUUGGGGUUAAAGAUGUACUCAUUGAAGGGCCGGCCCUUUCUGAGCGUGCUCCGCAGAGAUUUGAUGCUAUCCUAGACCUUGUCGGGAACAGCACUAUCCUUGACUCGCUCAACAUGGUGUACAGGGGAGGCCGAGUAUGUCUGGCUGGCUGGCUGGGUGGACUUGCGCCUAUCUCCGACUUCAACCCGCUUCUGCAAAUGGCGAGCGGCGUGCAUCUUAGUUUCUUUGGCAGUUUUGUCUUUGGAACGCCCGAAUUCCCUUUGACCGACGUCCCUCUGCAAGACAUUGUCACAAUGGUUGCCCAAAAACAGUUUGACGCAGAACCUUGGAAAGUCUUCGAUUUUGAAGAGAUUCAAGAGGCGCAUCGCAUAAUGGAAAACAAUGAGGCGCAAGGCAAGAUGGUGGUUACUGUUGGGUGA
Molecule: messenger RNA, 978 nt
Organism: Penicillium bovifimosum
Lineage: Eukaryota; Fungi; Ascomycota; Eurotiomycetes; Eurotiales; Aspergillaceae
Product: zinc-binding alcohol dehydrogenase family protein
Exons: 1
Coding region: 1-978 (325 amino acids)
Molecular function (GO): oxidoreductase activity
Source: RefSeq, a predicted model, not a curated record